Messenger RNA from Phycomyces blakesleeanus NRRL 1555(-), 624 nucleotides. RefSeq lists its product as hypothetical. The transcript is spliced from 6 exons. Gene Ontology annotation, molecular function: glucosamine-6-phosphate deaminase activity; identical protein binding. The record is from RefSeq and is a predicted model, not a curated record. Bases 1 to 624 code for a protein of 207 amino acids. Gene Ontology annotation, biological process: D-glucosamine catabolic process; N-acetylglucosamine catabolic process; N-acetylneuraminate catabolic process. NCBI's taxonomy places the organism in Eukaryota, Fungi, Mucoromycota, Mucoromycetes, Mucorales, Phycomycetaceae. Gene Ontology annotation, cellular component: cytoplasm.
AUGAGACUUGAUAUCCAAGAAGACACAAAGGCAGUAGUAGACUACACUGCAACAUAUAUAAAUAAUUGCAUCAUCCAAUUUAAGCCUACUUCCAGACACCCGUUUGCUUUGAGGUUUCUUACAGGGUCUUCUCUAAUCAGUGGGUACAAAAUAUUAGCCAUAUUUUAUCAAGACGGCGAGUUGAGCUUUGAACAUGUUGUGACAUUUAACACGGAUGAGUAUGUGGGACUUUCAUCUAGUCACCCCAAAUUUUAUCGCUCCUUUAUUGGAUAUGCUCCUGACUUAGACAGAGAAUGUAGCCGGUAUGAAGCAGUUAUCAGACGUAUAGGAUUAAUUAGACUUAAUGGCCAUAUCAUAUUCAAUGAACCAGACAUGGCAAAGUUACCGAGAGUAGCUUUGACUGUCGGAGUAGCACAAGUUGUACUCAUUGAGUUUAUUGCAAUCAAUCUGAUUAUACACAUUAGAAUAUACCCCAAGGGUCUUAUUGUGUGUUAUGAGGAUGAGACCCUGGAACUCCACGUCAAGACUGUCAAGUACUUUAAACCAAUAGAGCACAUUCAGCAAGAGAUUAUAAAAAGUUGUAGCUUGAUAUUGGAAGAUAGUUAUAGCAUAAUAAAACACUAA